Coregonus clupeaformis (lake whitefish) is the source of this 4202-nucleotide messenger RNA. RefSeq names its product inactive tyrosine-protein kinase 7-like. Lineage: Eukaryota; Metazoa; Chordata; Actinopteri; Salmoniformes; Salmonidae. The coding region runs from base 352 to 3579 and encodes 1075 amino acids. Gene Ontology annotation, cellular component: axon; plasma membrane; neuronal cell body. The record is from RefSeq and is a predicted model, not a curated record. Gene Ontology annotation, molecular function: axon guidance receptor activity; ATP binding; protein kinase activity. The transcript has 20 exons. Gene Ontology annotation, biological process: protein phosphorylation; synapse organization; homophilic cell-cell adhesion.
AGAACGACAGCAACAUGAACAUUGUGAAAAUACUAGACUAAUAUUCCCAAUCUAUAUUUUAAUUACAGGCUACAAGAAGAACAUGGGAUAUAUGGCAAACUUGUUUAUGGCAAACUUGUUUUCCAAAUUCAUCUAACUCUUCUGUCCUAUCUAAACAGUGCCCUUUUAACGUGGUUGCCUUCCCUCUUCGUAUUCCCGGAGAGGUGGUUGAAGUAGGUUGUCAUACCGGCACAGGUUUUGCUCUUUUAGGCGUUGACGUGCGGAGUUCCCUGUUUUCCUUUCAUCGCUACGGUCUCCCACUGCUGGCUCGACACCGGGGAGGGGAGAGAUUAUAACGAGUAGACUACAAUCAUGGAACUAUCUAGGAAGAAUGACAGACAAAGGCGCGAAGGCAAUAAAAACUCUAAGGUUACCAACACCAGAAAGCCACCGGUGGCUACCUUCAUCUCAAUUGGCAUCCUUUGCAUGAAAGUUAUUUGCAUCCAGGCUGCAACCAUCCAGUUCACCAAGGAGCCCAAAUCCCAGGAUGCAUUACACGGCCGCAGCGCCAUGCUCCGCUGUGAGGUCAGCGACCCGGCAGAUAUCCAGUAUGGUUGGCUACACAACGGUCAGCCCCUGGACGACACUGAGAGGCGCUUCCGCGAGGGCAGCAACCUCAAGUUCACGACCGUGGACCGGAGACUGGAUGCCGGCAACUUUGAGUGCGUGGCCGCCAACACAGUCACAGGAGAGGAGGUCCACUCUACUAACGCCUCCUUCAACAUCAAGUGGUUGGAAAGUGGGGGUGUGACCCUGAAGGAGCCAGCCACGGAGAUCGAGAGCUCUGCACCAGUGAUGUUGCGAUGCCACAUUGACGGACACCCGCGGCCCACUUGCCAGUGGUUCCGAGAUGGGGUGAGGCUGACAGAAAAGACCCAUCAGAUCAACAACAAGGAGCACACCGUCACCUUCAAGAGCGCCAGCCCCGACGACAACGGCCUGUACUACUGCUGUGCCAAGAGUGCAGCCGGCCAUGUGUGCAGCAACACCAACUUCACCCUCAACAUUAUAGAUAAGAGUUUCCCUCAGCCAGUAGUGACCCCAGAGGACCAGGUGGUCCUGAAGAAUGAGGAAGCUGUCUUCCACUGUCAGUUCACUGCUGUCCCAGAGCCCACUGUGGAGUGGUACCACGACACUGAACUCCUCACCAACAAGUCCCGAGUGAUCCUGUACACCAACGGCACCCUGCUCAUCACCCAGGUGAAGCACAGAAACACUGGCCCCUACAGGUGUGUGGGCAGAGGGCCCCGGGGCCCCGACGUCACGCUGGAGGCCUCCCUCCUCAUAGCAGAGAUCGAGGACAUGUCCCCCAGACAGUCCCGGGUCUUCACAGCAGACACAAUGCAGCGUGUGUCCUGUCGGGCCCCGCAUGGAAAGCCCCAGCCCGAGGUGUGGUGGGAGCGGGAAGGGGUGCGCGUCCCCACGGAGGGCCGGGUGUACCAGGAGGGGAGUGAGCUGGUCUUCAGCCCCACCGAGCAGGGCGACUCGGGCUCCUACACCUGCGUGGCCCAGAACAAGGCGGGCCGCAAGACCCAGGACCUGACCUUCACAGUGGCCACUGCCCCAGUGUGGGUAACCAAGCCCCAGGACAGCUACCUGGAGGAGGGAAGACCAGGCUACCUCCACUGCCACGCCCAGGCUACCCCUGAGCCUGAGGUCACCUGGCUCCGAAACAACAUUAUAGUCAUGCCUGAGGACUCACGCUUUACAGUGUUCCCCAAUGGUACCCUGCGCAUCAACAAUGUGGAGGUGUAUGAUGGUCAGAUGUAUGGCUGUGAGAGCAAGACAGAGGGAGGCAGGCUGUCUGGACACGCCAGAGUCUAUGUACUGGAGAAGCUGAAGUUCACCCCUACGCCCCAACCGUCCCAGUGCCUGGAGCUGGACAAGGAGGUCAACAUCCAGUGUUCUGCUACAGGCAGAGAGACCCCCAUCAUCAAAUGGACCAAAGCAGACAGUGGAGAGCUGCCUCCUCAUGUAGAGAUGAGGAACGGCCAGCUCCACUUCCCCAAAGUGACGCGCAGCGACGCAGGAAAUUACACCUGUAUCGCCUCCAACAACCUACAGGGGGAGAUCAGGGCCGUGGUCAGCCUCACUGUGGCAGUGUAUAUCACCUUCAAGCUGGAGCCAGAGUACACCACAGUCUACCAGGGCCACACAGCCAUCCUACACUGCCAGGCCACAGCAGACCCUGAGCCCCACAUCCAGUGGAUGGUUAAGGACAAGGUGCUGGACACCAGCAGGAGAAGGUUCCAGAUAAUGCCCAAUGACUCUCUGGUGAUAACUGAUGUCACCACGGACGACACAGGCAAGUACACCUGCAUUGCCGGAAACAGCUGCAGCAUCAGUGACUGCGUGGCACAGCUCUAUGUAGUGGAGAAACCGGUGCAGACAUUGGUGGAUCAUGAGGAGAAGGCACCCUAUAAAAUGAUCCAGACUAUAGGUCUGUCUGUGGGGGCAGCCGUGGCCUACAUCAUAGUGGUGCUGGGCCUCAUGUUCUACUGCAAGAAGAGACGUAACGCCAAGAGACUGCAGAAGGGCCAGCAGGGAGAGGAGCCUGAGAUGGAGUGUCUUAACGGAGGAGCUGUGCAGCAGAACGGCCACACCACAGCUGAGAUCCAGGAAGAGGUGGCUCUGACCAGCGUGGGCACCACGGCAGCAGCAGAGAAACGCCAUAGCAGUGCCAAUGAUAAGCUUCACUUCCCCAGGGCAGACCUACACACCAUCACUACACUGGGGAAGGGGGAGUUUGGCGAGGUGCUGCUGGCCAAGGCGAAGGCCAUCGAGGAGGGCGAGGAGGAGACGGUGGUGCUGGUGAAGAGCCUGCAGAGCAGAGACGAGAAGCUGCAGUUAGACUUCCGCCGCGAGGCCGACAUGUUCUCCAAGCUGAGCCACGACAACGUGGUGCGACUGCUGGGACUGUGUAGGGAGGCUGAGCCCCACUAUAUGAUCCUGGAGUACUAUGACCUGGGAGAUCUGAAACAGUUCUUGAGAAUCUACAAAAGCAAAGAUGAGAAAAUCAAGUCUCAACCUAUCAGCACCAAGACCAAAGUAUCCAUCUGUGUCCAGGUGGCUUAUGGGAUGGAGCAUAUGUCCAAUCACCGCUUUGUCCACAAGGACCUGGCUGCCCGUAACUGCCUGAUCAGCGGCCAACGCAGCGUCAAAAUCUCAGCUCUCAGCCUCAGCAAGGACGUUUACAACAAUGAGUACUACCACUACCAGCAGGUGUGGAUCCCCCUGCGCUGGCUCCCGGCCGAGUCUGUGUUUGAGGAUGACUUCUCCACCAAGUCAGACAUCUGGGCCUUCGGGGUGCUCAUGUGGGAGGUGUUCAGCCACGGGAAACUGCCAUACACCAAACUCAGUGAUGACGAGGUGCUGGAAGGUCUUCAGGCAGGCAAUAUUAAGCUGCCCAUGCCCUACGGCUGCCCCUCCAAAGUCUACAAGCUCAUGUGCCGCUGCUGGGCCCCCAGUCUCAAAGAGCGCCCCUCCUUCAGCGAGGUCGUCAACGCCCUGGAGGAGCUGCCCUCAGACAGCAAAGUCUGAGAGGAGGAAAACUGACCCCACCCCACCUCCAGGGGUGACAUCUGCCCCCCACCCCCUCCCAAAUGAACACAGAAAUGCUGGAUUCUGAGUCACACACAUUUCAGGGACGAGGGGGGUGGCGAGGAGUUAUUAUUUCUAAGGACGUGUGGAUAAGAAGAAGAAGAUAAUACUUUUUUAUACCCUUGCAUGUGUGUAGAUGGUUUCAUGUGAGGAGGAGUGCCAGGAGUUUACAUUUGCCUUAAUUGCAGCAUGGAAGGCAUGCCCACUGACACUGUCCCUCUUGGCUCAUGUGGUUUUACUGUACCCAUGCCUGGCAUGGGUCUCUCAGGGGGUGUCCCAGAUAUGCUCUCCCUCUCCUCUAUGACCCUGCAGCACAGGAACCAUAAGUACUACAGUGCCUCUACUUGCCUACCUGGACCUCAAUCUACCAACCCUUAAAUCCCCACAACUAAUCCAGGAGGAGAAUUUAAGAUAUUUUUGUCCAGCAGGGGGCACUUUGUGUAUGUGUCGCACUGGACUCACCACCUGAAUGCUGUAUGUACAGUACCAUGAAAACGUAUGUGCCCCCUUUAUAAUUUUCUCUACUUUUACAUAUAUAUAUAUAUAUAUUUAUUUAUUAUAUA